AGUAACCACAACCAAAAACUGCCGUUUUCUGCCCUAACUUCCCCUCUUCCGCAAAACUCAAGGGAGGAGAGAGAAAAAACCAGGGUUUUGUAUAUCUCUCUCAAGCUAGGGUUUUGCAGCAGCAUUUGACUAACAAUGGCGAAGAAGGAGAGUAAACCCAAGCAUUCUCUCGAUGUUAAUCGAGCCAAUGCCUCCGACUUUGGCAGCCGUAGCGCCGCCACUGUGCGCCGUCUCAAGAUGUACAAAACUCGACCUUCUAGGAAUACUAAGGGCAAGAUUAUGAGCCAGCAAUUUCAGUCUAGUGAUUUGCCUGAUUCUCGUAUUCAACCUGAUCGUCGUUGGUUUGGGAAUACUAAAGUUAUCGUUCCAAAGGAACUCGAACAUUUCCGCACUGAGCUUGCUGGUCAAAUGUCAAACAACUACAACAUGAUAUUGAAAGGAAAGAAUCUUCCUAUGUCCCUUUUAAAUGAUCUUCCAAAGCAAAAAAGAGUUCAUCUUCUAGAUACGGAACCUUUUGAGAAUGCUUUUGGAUCAAAGGGGAAGAGGAAGCGCCCAAAGCUUCUGGUGACAGAUUACCAGUCUCUGGUGCAGAAAGCUGAUAGUUUACAAGAUGAAUAUAAUCAGAAAGUAGAAGCUAACCCUUCUAUUGAAGGAGAAGAUGUGGAUGGAUUCCGGGAUUUGGUUCGCCAUACGAUGUUUGAGAAAGGUCAAAGUAAACGUAUAUGGGGUGAACUCUACAAAGUCGUGGAUUCGUCAGAUGUUGUUGUCCAAGUUUUGGAUGCUAGGGAUCCACAAGGAACACGAUGCUAUCAUCUAGAGAAGCAUUUAAAAGAGAACUGCAAGCAUAAGAAUAUGAUCUUCCUGUUAAAUAAGUGUGAUCUGAUUCCAGCUUGGGCUACAAAAGGUUGGCUUAGAGUAUUGUCAAAGGAAUAUCCCACCCUAGCUUUCCAUGCUAGCAUUACUAAGCCUUUUGGAAAGGGUUCUCUUCUUUCAGUUCUGAGGCAAUUUGCACGGCUAAAGAGUGACAAACAAGCAAUAUCCGUGGGAUUUAUUGGGUACCCCAAUGUUGGAAAAUCAUCUGUUAUCAACACAUUGCGUACCAAAAAUGUCUGCAAGGUUGCCCCUAUACCUGGGGAGACUAAAGUUUGGCAGUAUAUCACGCUCACCAAAAGGAUUUUUCUGAUAGACUGCCCUGGUGUUGUUUAUCAGAAUAAUGACUCAGAGACGGAUAUUGUUUUGAAGGGUGUGGUGCGAGUAGCAAAUUUACAUGAUGCCUCUGAACACAUUGGAGAAGUGUUGAAACGUGUAAAGAAGGAGCAUCUGGAAAGAGCAUACAAGAUUAAGGACUGGGAGGAUGAGCAUGAUUUUCUCUUUCAGCUUUGCAAGUUAUCGGGCAAGCUAUUGAAGGGUGGAGAACCAGACUUGAUGACAGUUGCAAAGAUGGUCCUUUAUGAUUGGCAGAGAGGCAAAAUACCCUUUUUUGUUCCUCCGCCACAGCAGGAAGAUGAUACAGUAGAGGAGCCAAAUGUUGCUGGUGAUGAAGAUGGAGAGACCGAGGCAGAGAAAGCAAAGUCCUCUUCAGCCAUGAAAGCUAUUGCAGAUGUUAUUUCAUCUCAGCAGCUGGAAGAAGUCCCAGUUCAGAGUGAUCUGUAUAGCGAAAAUGAGCUCAAGGGAGAGAUAUCUAAAGAAACUGUGAAUUCGGAGUAAUUAUUUUUGUUUUAUUUUUGUUUUUUGUACUUGUUUUUCAAAAAAAAUCUUAUUGAUCAUAGUAAUCGAACGGGUAUUACUGUGAGUGAAACAAAGAUAGGAAAGAAAAAUAUUAGUAGAUUUUGAUCUAUUGCUGCCCGGGUGGCUACAUCUUUUUGGUUAAUGUACUAGUCUACGUUAUUUAUGUAUUGGCUGCAAUUUAUUGCGACUUUGUUGUCAAUUACUCAAUUGUGCUGUGUGGU
Molecule: messenger RNA, 1949 nt
Organism: Chenopodium quinoa (quinoa)
Lineage: Eukaryota; Viridiplantae; Streptophyta; Magnoliopsida; Caryophyllales; Amaranthaceae
Product: nuclear/nucleolar GTPase 2-like
Exons: 11
Coding region: 136-1707 (523 amino acids)
Cellular component (GO): nucleolus
Molecular function (GO): GTP binding
Source: RefSeq, a predicted model, not a curated record